UAGGGACACUCCGUACCGGCAGGGGGCAGACUGCAGGAGAAGAUGCACCGCAAACCUGCAGGGAGGAAAGCAGAAACGGAAGUAACAUUAAUAUCAACAACCUGAGUUACAACAGUCUAUGGUUACAACUCAGGCAAAACUUUACUGUAGCUAAAACGUAUACACUUUUUUAAGUUUUUAUCCGAUGCAAAUGCCGUAAUAGUAUCUGGUACAUUAUGGGGGAAGAGCGCCGUGAAAGUUUUGUGCUCAAACUCAGUGGCUAGUUUAGCCAUUUGGAGCAUCUUAGCUAACUUUUUGUCAGCUGACUAGCGUGGAUUCAUGUUGACAGCCUCAGUAAGCGAACAGUAGUCGAAUAUGCCCAGGUAUUGCUCCGUGCUUAGUUUUAUCAAGGUUACCGGUGUAGCUGGAUUGUCUGCUAGCUGUCGUUGACACCUUGUUGUCCUUGUAGUCUUUAUGUGGCGCUGAUAGAGCCCGGUUUGCAAUGCUCCUGCAGCUGCUCCCACCUGUCAACUAGCUGGCUCAUCUCCUCCAGUCUCCCGUCUGCCGUUGCCCAAUGGCUCACUGCGGCUCCUCCGAGUCGAGCGCAAAGGUACCGGCACCGCGCCGGGACAGCAUCAUGCCGUCGCAGGGUAGCGUAGACCAGAGCAUGAAGCCGGUACUGUUCGAGAUCUUUGGCGAGAUAUGGACCGUCCAGUCGCGGCUCGGCCAGGGAGUCUCGGCCUCGGUGUACCGGGUCAGCUCAGGCAGAGCCGCCACCGCCGCUGUUAAGGAGUUUCAGGCCGACACUCGGGGAGGAGACUACGGGUAUCACAAGGAGAGGUCCGUGCUGGAAGACAUCCAGGGACAUAAAAACAUCGUGACACUGUACGGGGUGUUCACCAACCACAGCUGUAUGGGUGUUGCCACCCGCUGUCUCCUGCUCGAGCUCUUGGAUGUCAGUGUGUCCGAGCUGUUGGUCAGAGGCAGCAGUGAUACCCAGGGUGGUAGUAUGAUAUCUUUUGGCAGACCCCAGCAGGGCCACUCCAUGUGGCUUGUCCAGCACUGUGCCAGAGACAUCCUGGAGGCUCUCGCCUUCCUUCAUAGAGAAGGCUACGUCCACGCUGACCUCAAGCCACGCAACAUUCUCUGGAGCGCUGAUGACGAGUGCUUCAAGCUCAUCGACUUCGGCCUCAGCUUCAAAGAGGGAAACCAGGAUGUCAAGUACAUCCAGACAGACGGGUAUCGAGCUCCAGAGGCUGAGUUUCAGAACAGCCUCGCUCAGGCCGGGGUGGAAGUGGAGGGAGACUCGGGCUGCACAGCCGCCGUGGACCUGUGGAGCCUGGGCAUCAUCCUCUUGGAGAUGUUCUCAGGAAUCAAACUCAAAGACACCGUCCGAUCACAGGAGUGGAAGGAUAACAGUGCUGCCAUUGUAGACCAUGUUUUUGCCAGCAACAGUCUGGUGUGCCCUGCCAUCCCUGUCUAUCACCUCAGAGACCUUAUCAAGAGCAUGCUUCUCAAUGACCCAAAGCAAAGAUGCACAGCUGAAACUGCCCUGCUGAGCCCGUUCUUCAGUAUUCCCUUUGCUCCUCACAUUGAGGACCUGGUUCUGCUGCCCUCUCCUGUCCUGCGUCUGCUCAACCUCAUUGAUGACAGCCAUCUGCACAAUGAAGAAGAGUAUGAAGACAUCCUGGAGGACAUGAAAGAGGAGUGCCAGAAGUACGGCUCAGUGGUUUCUCUGCUCAUCCCCAAGGAGAACCCAGGGAAAGGACAGGUCUUUGUAGAGUACGCCAACUCCAGUGACUCCAAAGAGGCUCAGAGGCUGCUGACGGGCCGCACCUUUGAUGGGAAGUUUGUUGUGGCCACCUUCUACCCUCUCAGCGCCUAUAAAAGAGGUUACUUGUACCAGACUGUGCAGUGAAGUCCUAAAGCUCAAUUUACACCUCUGCACUGUUCGCAUGAAAAAAUACAAUUACAUAGAACGUGGGGGGGGGCCCUGUUCCAAUGAUUCUGUUAUUAAUGAGUGUAGUUAAAAGUUCUGCAUGCUAUCCAUGUGGUUUUCUACAGUAAAUCUGUGUUUCAGGCAGAAUGUAAAUUGAACUCAGCUGUGAGGAGCGUACAGCAACGCUUUAUUUCUGCUGCCCUCCGUCUGUGCACCACUCUUAACAGUGCACAUCCUUCUAGUGCUUCAAGGUGACCUGCAUCUAAUCUCUUGUAAUGACUCUGGGCCGGGGCUCUGUGGUCUGGGUACUGCAGUUCCUGUUCUAGGUGCCAUUUCACUCUCUUUCGUUCAUAGAAAUUGCCGCGCUGAAAGAUUGGUAAUUAGGACAAGAAAAGUCUUCUCUCAUGGGGGUUGCUAGAGCAAAAGCCUUUAUCAAAUUCUAGUGUAAAGUUUGAGAAUCUGUGCUCUACAUUACAUUGAAAUAGUUGCAUCUCUCUAGGUAAAUUAUUAGAUCUCAUCAGUUGAGUCAGGGAUGCGAUCAGAAACAUGUAGCAGGACAUCACUGAUCUCCUAGUAGUAAUGAAUGGGAGUUUCUCAAUCCUGUGGUGAAAUUAGUGUCCUAUCCUGUUGUUAAAUGAGUAAUAAUAAUUAUUAGAUUAUUAUUGCUUAUUUGUAUUUGUUAUGUUGAAUAUUUAAUGAGAGGAAACAACGUGGUACAAGGGGAUAUACAGGUAUCCUCUGCUGGCUCCUCAGGCAGUUUUCAGGGAGAAAUGGUUUGGAGUGACCCCUCCACCAGCUGGUAGUUAUCACUCACUCACUCACUCACUCUCUGCCAUUAUCUGAGCAAGCCAAGGGCCCAUAAUGCCCUGUAGUCUUAUGCUCUGCAGCUUUUUAUUUGAAACAAAGUCUACAUAAUCAGAGAAUACUUUUAUCAUCAGUUUACUAUGCUCCUGUUUAUGAGGACAUGCAGUGAGUUUUGUGUUUUGACUGCAACACUUAAAGGGCACACGAAGAAGUAAAUAUUUACGAGUACAUGCUGAAAAUGGCUUUCGUGCGUUGGAAAUCGACUGACGUAAGAAUAAAAUCUGAUUUGUCCAAAACCUUUUUCCAGUUGGAAAAUUAAUCUAUGAACAAAAAUAGCAGUAGUUCCAACAGCGGUGGAAAAUGUCUUGCAACUAACUAAAGCCAAGUACGCUUUAAUUUUAACUAGUAGUCAUGGUGAAAUUUGAAUUAUAGUCUAGCGCCAAAGUGUCAAGCAUGUUCAGAUAUGCAGUAGCCUGUGUACAUGCUCAACUGUUGCUCUGUCAUGUCAGGAAUAGUUUAAAGCCACUGUGUGUGGAAUGUUUGUAGCAUCUUUCAAAUUUUUCUAAUGGCUUAGGUUGUUGUGCAGUCUAUGUAUUGCUUUCGCCAAAGUUGAACAUUUUCAAAUCCUUCACAUAGUGGCUUUAAAGAUUGUGCAGUGCUGCUGAUGCAAGGCGAAUAGAGAUUGCACAGUGGCUACUGUACUACCUAGACAGAUAAAGUGUAAUGUUAUACAGUCUUCCAGAGCUGCAACUGAUACUUUUAGUCUUUCAGUUUGUUUGUGCAUGAACCAGUGGAUUGAUGGGUAGACUGCACGCCCAACAUUGUAGCACAAUUGUCCUGUGGCAAUACGUUUGACCAAGGUGUCUGUUUUUGGAUUUCCCAAAACAAGAA
Siniperca chuatsi (mandarin fish) is the source of this 3613-nucleotide messenger RNA. It is a transcript of the gene uhmk1, whose product is annotated as U2AF homology motif (UHM) kinase 1. The record is from RefSeq and is a predicted model, not a curated record. Gene Ontology annotation, biological process: peptidyl-serine phosphorylation; positive regulation of translational initiation; regulation of protein export from nucleus. Gene Ontology annotation, cellular component: neuronal ribonucleoprotein granule; nucleus. The transcript is spliced from 9 exons. Gene Ontology annotation, molecular function: ribonucleoprotein complex binding; RNA binding; protein serine/threonine kinase activity. Lineage: Eukaryota; Metazoa; Chordata; Actinopteri; Centrarchiformes; Sinipercidae. Bases 554 to 1897 code for a protein of 447 amino acids.